Messenger RNA from Arthroderma uncinatum, 3150 nucleotides. Its product is annotated as valine-tRNA ligase. The transcript has 4 exons. Gene Ontology annotation, cellular component: cytosol. Gene Ontology annotation, biological process: valyl-tRNA aminoacylation. Bases 1 to 3150 code for a protein of 1049 amino acids. Gene Ontology annotation, molecular function: ATP binding; aminoacyl-tRNA deacylase activity; valine-tRNA ligase activity. NCBI's taxonomy places the organism in Eukaryota, Fungi, Ascomycota, Eurotiomycetes, Onygenales, Arthrodermataceae. The record is from RefSeq and is a predicted model, not a curated record.
AUGGCUUCCCUUGCUACAGCCCAAUCUUCCGACGCCCCGGCCGAAUCGUCCACUGGCGGGGUAGCCAACCCAGUCCCAGAUGCUGGAAACGCCGGAGCAGAAGCGCAAGGUGGAAAGGUCAAGUCGGAAAAAGAACUUGAGAGGGAGCGAAAAAAGGCCGAAAAACUAAAGAAAUUCGCCGAAAAGGCUGCAAAGAAGGCGACCACAGCCCCUGCGCCAGCCAAAACUACGGAGAAGAAGCCCAAGAUAGAGAAAGACAAGACCACCGACGCCUACGACCCCAAAGUAAUCGAAGCCGGCAGAUACAAAUGGUGGGAGGAGCGGGACUUGUUCAAACCCGAGUUUGGCCCUGACGGGAAAGUAAAAGAGGCCGGAUACUUCGUCAUUCCAAUUCCACCACCAAAUGUUACGGGAGCUCUCCACAUUGGUCAUGCUUUGACGAAGGCUCUUCAGGAUACCAUGAUCCGAUGGCAACGAAUGAAGGGAAAGACCGUACUGUAUCUUCCAGGAUACGACCAUGCUGGUAUCUCCACACAGAGCGUUGUAGAGAAGAUUCUAUGGAAGACGGAAAAGAAAUCGAGGCACGAUCUUGGAAGAGAAGCUAUGGUGGGCAAAAUCUGGGAGUGGACACACAAGUACCACGACAGCAUUACCGCCUCCCUUCGGAGGUUGGGCGGUUCUUUCGACUGGUCCAGAGAGGCCUUCACUAUGGACGAAAACCUUUCUGCUGCCGUUACUGAGACCUUCGUCCGCCUCCAUGAAGAAGGAACUAUCUAUCGUGGAAACCGCCUUGUGAACUGGUGUGUUGCUAUGAAUACAUCCCUGUCCAAUCUUGAGGUGGAAAACCGUGACCUUGAAGGUCGAACUUUGCUAGAUGUCCCUGGCUAUUCGAGGAAGGUUGAAUUCGGUGUUCUGACUCACUUUUUGUAUGAAGUCGAUGGCACGGAUGAGAAGAUUGAAGUUGCGACUACUCGUCCAGAAACCAUGCUUGGUGAUACUGGUGUAGCUGUCCAUCCUGAUGACAAACGAUAUCAGAAGUUUAUCGGAAUGAAGGUUAAGCACCCCUUUGUCGACAGGUUGCUACCAAUCUUCGCAGAUGAUAAGGUUGACCCUGAAUUCGGUACUGGUGCUGUCAAGAUCACUCCUGCACACGACUUUAAUGAUUAUAUUCGUGGAAAGGAAAACAACCUUGAGUUCAUUUCGAUCAUGAACGAUGACGGUACUUUCAACGAAAACGCUGGCCCCUUCGCCGGAGUGAAGCGUUUCGAUGCCCGUUAUCAAGUUAUUGAGAAACUAAAGGAAAAAGGACUGUAUGUGAAAUGGGAGAACAACCCAAUGAAGGUUCCACAGUGUCUCAAAUCGGGUGAUGUUAUCGAGCCCAUCAUGAAGCCGCAAUGGUGGAUGAAGAUGAGCGAGCUCGUGAAGCCUGCUAUCAAGGCCGUCGAAAGUGGAGAAAUUAUCAUCCGCCCAGAGAGCGCAGAGAAGAGUUACUACCGAUGGAUGUACAAUCUCAAUGACUGGUGCUUGUCGAGACAGCUGUGGUGGGGCCAUCAAGCUCCCGCUUACUUCGUCGAGAUUGAAGGCGAAAAGGGCGAUGAUUCCGACGGCAACCUCUGGGUAACUGGCCGCACUGAGGAGGAAGCAAAGGCUAAAGCCGACGCGAAAUUCCCAGGAAAGAAAUUCGUGCUAAAGAGAGACCCCGAUGUGUUGGACACUUGGUUCUCUUCUGGUCAAUGGCCAUAUUCUACUCUUGGCUGGCCUAAGAAGACCCAUGACUUCGAAAAUCUUUACCCUGUCUCCAUCUUGGAAACUGGAUGGGAUAUUCUCUUCUUCUGGGUUGCUCGCAUGAUCAUGCUUGGAAUCAAGAUGACUGGUCAAGUCCCAUUCAAAGAAGUAUACUGCCACUCGCUCAUCAGAGAUUCCGAAGGCAGGAAAAUGUCCAAGUCUCUUGGUAACGUUGUUGACCCCAUCGAUGUCAUGAACGGCAUCUCCCUACAAAAGUUGCACGAUAAGCUGCUAGAAGGUAACCUUGCGGAGAAGGAAGUUGCAAUCGCAACGAAAUUCCAGAAAAAGGCUUUCCCUAAAGGCAUCCCAGAGUGUGGUGCCGAUGCGCUACGAUUCUCGUUGCUUGCGUACAGUACAGGUGGUGGUGAUAUCAAUUUCGACAUUCAGGUGAUCUACGGCUAUAGAAGGUUCUGCAAUAAAAUUUACCAGGCCACCAAAUUCGUUCUAGGCAAACUGGGAGACGACUUCAAACCCCAAGCAGCGCCUACUAAGACUGGCAAGGAGUCCCUUUCCGAGAGAUGGAUCUUGCAUAAGUUCAACCAGGCUGCAAAGGCAACCAACGAGGCUUUGGAGAACCGUGAGUUCUCUGUCGCGGCCAACACUAUUUACCAGUACUGGUACAGCCAACUUUGCGAUGUUUUCAUCGAAAAUUCCAAGACUCUGUUGCAAGCAGAUGCCGACCCCGCUGUCCAGCAGUCAGCUAAGGAAACUCUUUAUACCUCUCUAGAGGGCGCUUUGACUCUUGUCCAUCCAGUUAUGCCUUUCGUAACUGAAGAGCUCUGGCAGCGCCUCCCCAGACGGCCUAAUGAUGAAACCAUCUCCAUCAUGAAGGCCGCCUACCCAGACUAUAACUCUUCGUUCGACGACCCCGCCGCAGAAACCGCCUAUGAACUCAUUCUCAAUACGUCAAAGGCGAUUCGAAGUAUCCUCGCUGAAUACGAUGUGAAGACUAAGGGAGAUGUCAUCGUUCAAGCAUAUGACGCAACAAGCCACAAGACUAUCUCCGAAGAACUUGCCAGCAUCAAAUCUUUGAGCGGCAAAAAUAUUGGCGAAUUGACCCUGCUCGAUGCCGAUAACCGUACACCUCCACCAGGCUGUGUUGUUUCACCUGUCGGCGCCCAAGCCGCUGUAUAUCUCCAGGUGUCUGACGAAGUCCGCCUAGAGCAGGAGGAAAAGGCCAAAGCUAACCUCCUGAAGAUCCAAGAUACGAUCAAGAAACAGCAGGCUAUCAUGAAUGCUGCUCAGUGGAGAGAAAAGGCUAAGCCCGAGGUCAGAGAACUUGAAGAAAAGAAGCUGUUGGAUGCCCAGGGCGAGGCGGCACGUCUUGAAGAGCAGAUUUCUGAGUUAGAGAAACUGAAAAUUUAA